Messenger RNA from Acomys russatus (golden spiny mouse), 1059 nucleotides. RefSeq names its product GDNF family receptor alpha 4 (gene Gfra4). Lineage: Eukaryota; Metazoa; Chordata; Mammalia; Rodentia; Muridae. The record is from RefSeq and is a predicted model, not a curated record. Gene Ontology annotation, biological process: nervous system development. Bases 1 to 1059 code for a protein of 352 amino acids. Gene Ontology annotation, cellular component: signaling receptor complex; external side of plasma membrane. The transcript has 6 exons. Gene Ontology annotation, molecular function: glial cell-derived neurotrophic factor receptor activity.
AUGGCCUGCUGCUUGGAGUCUGCUCUGCUGCUGCUGCUGCUGCUCCUCCUCGGCUCUGCGCGCUCCACCAGCGGGAAUCGCUGCGUAGACGCGGCCGAGGCGUGCACAGCAGACGCGAAGUGCCAGCAGCUGCGCUCCGAGUAUGUGGCUCGAUGCCUGGGUCGGCCGGCGCCUGGGGUUUGGAACGGACCCGGGGACUGCAUGCGCUCCCGCUGCCGCCGUGCCCUGCGCCGCUUCUUCGGCCGCGGGCCUCCGGCACUCACGCACGCGCUGCUCUUCUGCGGGUGCGAGGGCCCCGCGUGCGCCGAGCGCCGGCGCCAGACCUUCGCGCCCGCCUGCGCCUUCGCGGGCCCCGGGCCGGCGCCGCCCUCCUGCCUGAAGCCCCUGGACCGCUGCGAGAGCAGCCGCCUGUGCAGGCCCCGUCUCCUUGCUUUCCAGGCCUCGUGUGCUCCCGCGCCUGGCUCCCGCGACGGUUGCCCGGAGAAGGCGGGCACGCGUUGUCUGCGCGCCUAUGCAGACCUCGUAGGCACCGUCAUCACCCCCAACUACCUGGACAACGUGAGCGCGCGGGUCGCGCCCUGGUGCGGCUGUGGCAUCAGCGGAAAUCGGCGCGAAGAAUGCGAAGCCUUCCGCAAGCUCUUUACCAGGAACUCCUGCUUGGAUGGUGCCAUACGAGCCUUUGACAGCUUGCAGCCGGCAAUUCUGCAGGGCCAACUGAAGCCUUAUCAGAAUGCUGGGCACCAUUUCCCACAGGUAGGUAUGGAGUGGCCUGGGAAGAGAUGGAGGCAGAAGCAACCCCUAUUUUCUCCUCACCCCCAAGGUGUCCUCGCUGUCUGUACUCACUGCCCUGGCUCUCCAGACCCUGCUCUGACUAGGAAGGGCGGACUGUGGACAACACAGCUGACUGGGAUGUCUCUGGCUUACUGCUCACUGACAUAUAACUUCCCUGCCUUUAGAUCUGCUGUCCUUUGCAGGUCUGGACACCUGUGUGCCUGUCCCCUGGAUGGAGGGCUGGAGGCUAAGGUGGGACUGAGAAGCCUCUGGCCCCCCUGUCAGUAG